CCCGCCGGUUUCCUCCGGGGUCAGCCCGGCUCCUUAUCAGGCGCGGCCAGGCGGCCUGGCCCUUAUCUGAGCUGGCCCAGCAUCCUCUGGCCGCUGCGCCGGGGGUGAGAGGGAGGAAACCCGGCCGCCGGGGGCGGGGAGAGGGCGGGCCGGGCCGGGAGCCGUUCACUUUCCCUCGGGGAACCCACGCCGCCACCGGCCGCCGCGGCCUUCGGGAGCCCGAUAGGAGGCGCGGCCCAACUCCUGGGCCGACGGGGCGCCCUGGAGGGCAUUGGCUGAACCCCGACAGCGGAAACCGCAUCCUGGCCUGGACUGCCAGUCCUGCGGAGACAGAGCCCAGGCACUCACCAGGCUGCUGGAACAGCGCCGGGGUGAGCACCCCUCCUCGGGGUCCAUGUGCCCACCCCAGGCCCUGGCAGAGGUGGGCCCCACCAUGACUGAGAAGGCUGAGAUGGUCUGUGCUUCCAGCCCAGCCCCUGUCCCACCCACUAAGCCUGCCUCACCUGGGCCUCUACCCUCAGAUGAGGUGGGCCACAGAGGUGGCUCCCCAUCCAGGUUGCCCCCUGGUGUACCAGUGAUCAGCUUGGGUCAUACCAGGCCCCCAGGGGCAGCCAUGCCCACCACAGAGCUGAGUGCCCUCCGGCCCCCCUUGCUGCACCUCUCCACUCUGGGAACUACCCCGCCCACCCUGGCUCUGCAUUACCACCCUCACCCCUUCCUCAACAGCGUCUACAUUGGGCCAGCAGGACCUUUUAGCAUCUUCCCUAGCAGCCGGCUGAAGCGGAGACCAAGCCACUGUGAGCUGGACCUGGCUGAGGGGGGUGCCCUCUGGGCCUGGAGGGUAGCCCCGCCCGUCCUAUCUGCAGGGCACCAGCCCCAGAAGGUAGCACGGCGCGUGUUCACCAACAGCCGCGAGCGCUGGCGGCAGCAGAACGUUAACGGCGCCUUCGCAGAGCUCAGGAAACUGCUGCCGACUCACCCGCCCGACCGGAAGCUGAGCAAGAACGAGGUGCUCCGCCUGGCCAUGAAGUACAUCGGCUUCCUGGUGCGGCUGCUGCGCGACCAGGCAGCCGCGCUGGCUGCAGGCCCCGCCCAACCCGGGCCCCGUAAACGGCCUGCUCACCGAAGCCCAGACGAUGGCGCCCUCCGGGGGUCCGGGCGCAAGGCCGAGGUGGCGGCGCGCUCGCAGCCCGCGCCCGUGGCAGACUCCGACAUCAACCCCAAUGGGGCAGUACGGCCCAUCAAAAUGGAGCAAGCGGCUGUGAGUCCCGAGGUGCGGUGACCCCCAUACAGCGGCGCCUCUGAGCCGUGGGUGCCACCGAAGACUCAGACAGGGACAGUGGAGGAAAGGUCUCGCUUCGCCGGCUCCCGAGAGAACUGUCAAAGAGGGACUUAGACACAACGUCCCCGAUAGGGGAGAGAUCCUGGGGGUCUGGAAGGGUGACCAUCAUCCCAAGGGGCCCCGCAGACUUUUUUCAGCCCUGUAAAUUACCCAGGAAGCGCGGUCGUCGGACCCAAGUGGUGCCCCACCUCUGCACUUGUGGGGGUACUGGGGUCGCUGUGGGGGAGGGAGGAGUCUUCCCCUUCUCACGGCGCCCCCUCCUGGAGACUCAAAAACUGACUCGGAUGGCGUGAGCGGCGCACCUGGCGCCCGAAGAGCCAGGCAGCAUAGACACCCGGCACCUAAGCCCACAGACUCGACCCGGUCCCGCACGAUCGCGUUAGCGAAGGCUCUGGAGCUCUUGCUUUUGUUUUUCUUUAUUUCUUUAUUUCACAUACACAUUAGCCAUUCAAUGGAGAAGCCGGAGAGAGUCAGGCAAAGAUGGUAUAACAGAAGCGCAGUGACGGGGGCGGGGCGGGGCGGGGCGGAGAGGGAACAGACGGGCUGGCUGCCUACUUGCAUUCCGCUAGGACACUGAAAACCCAGAAAACAAAACAGACAGUAAACUACCCUUGUUUCUUAUG
Molecule: messenger RNA, 1965 nt
Organism: Marmota flaviventris (yellow-bellied marmot)
Lineage: Eukaryota; Metazoa; Chordata; Mammalia; Rodentia; Sciuridae
Source: RefSeq, a predicted model, not a curated record